CCAAUGGGAAGGUCUUGCGAUGGGGUUCCUCUUAUGCUUGUGAUGUUUAGAUCUAGAUUCCGUGUUCCUGUAGCUCGGUGAUAGCUUGAUUCGGGGUCGGCGUCCACUUUUCAUAUCCGCGCGUUGAUAUGCACGCGGUCCCUUCGUACAGACGGGAGUAUAUAAUACGAUGAUGUUCCCUUCUCUGUUCUAAUGGAGGUCCAGAACCGUAGUGUAUUUCGGUCUCAAGUACAUUGAAGUCGCUAGGAGAGCUCCUAUCACAAUGAAGACUACCACUACGCUGCUCAGGUGGCUUGCGGCCUCCCUACUUGCAGCCACUGGCGUUUCUGGGCAGUCGAUCGCUCAGAUCAACGGUGAUCGCUUCUUAUCGCCGCUCAACGGCCACAAUGUCACUAACGUCACGGGAAUCGUAACGGCGAAGGGUCCUGAAGGCAUCUGGCUACGAUCCAUCAAGUCGAGUUGCGACAAGCGUGUCUCAGAUGGCCUAUACGUGUACGGCUCGGCGCUCGCCAAGAACACCAGCAUCAAUGUUGGUGAUGUCCUUGUCGUCGACGGAAAGGUCAGCGAGUACCGCUCUAACAAGGACUACUUGUACAUGACGGAGCUCGCAUCGCCAAAGGUUACGGCUAUCCUAGAACGUAGUGGGAAAGUUGAGCCGAUCGUGAUUGGCAAGGGGGCACUUAGUCCGCCGACGAAACAGUAUUCCGGCCUAGAUAAGGGCGAUGUGUUCGCCGUGCCGAAUAACCAGAGCUUGAUCUCCGUCGAGAACCCCCUACUAGAACCAGAGUUGUACGGCUUAGACUUCUGGGAGAGUCUGACGGGUGAGCUGGUUACGAUCGAGAGCCCACGUGCAGUUGGACGACCUAAUCAGUAUGGCGACACAUGGGUUGUUGGAAACUGGAAUACAACGGGCGAUAACGACCGUACGGGUCUCACCGUCUCUGCUGCGGACGGUAACCCGGAGGCUAUUAUCAUCGGUAGUCCGCUCGACGGAUCUAAGAACCCGAAGGACACGAAGCUAGGCGACAAACUCGAAACCAUUACCGGCGUCGUCUACCAGGCCUUCGGAUUCUACCGCAUCCUCCCGUUGACGAACGUGAGUGUCGCUGAGUCCCUCGCCCCUGAAGUAGCUCCGCCGACUUCAAUAGUGAGCGAAGGGACGUGCAAGGGCAUCACCGUGGGUAGUUACAACAUCGAGAACUUCUACGCUGGUGACACUGCACAUGUCCAAGCUGUUGCGAAGCAUAUCGUCCAAUCCAUGCGCACACCGGAUCUACUAGCGGUUCAGGAGAUCCAGGACGACAACGGCGAGAUAGACGACGGCACCGUGAGCUCUGACGAAACUCUCACGGCACUAGCGACAGCUAUUCAGGCCUUUAGCACUGCUAACAUCACUUACAAAUACACCUACAUCAGCCCCCUAAACGACAAAUCCGGCGGCGCUCCCGGCAGCAACAUCCGCGUCGCAUACCUAUACCGAGCAGACCGCCUACGGCUCCGGAACCCGAGCCCAGGUAAUGCUACCACGGCCAACGAAGUGCUACCCGGCCCCGAACUCAAGUUCAACCCGGGCUACAUCGACCCGUCGAACGCGGCCUGGACCAAUAGCCGGAAGCCUCUAGCAGCAGCGUGGGAGCUCGUGGGUAGUAGUAACAGUAGUACAAGCAAGACGCUAUUCACGGUGAACGUGCACUGGGGCUCCAAGGGCGGCAGCUCCUCGCUACACGGCGACGCCCGACCGCCUGUCAACGGGGGCGUAGAGGAUCGACUGGCGCAGGCUGAGACUACUGCUUCCUUCAUCGCAGACAUCCUCACCCAAUACCCCUCCGCAGCCAUAGUAACGCUCGGCGACUUCAACGAGUUCGCCUUCGCGGCCCCAGUCACUAUAUUCAGCACCCUCUCGGGCCUAGCAGACUUGGACGUCGCGGUAGGUAUCCCGCCCGAGGAGCGGUACACAUACCUGUACGACAUGAACUCGCAAGAGCUCGACCACGUCUUCGUCAGCCCGGCGCUAGCGGCGGCGGAGAGCACGCGCUUCGAGCACGUGCACGUAAACACUUGGGUGCCGUACUCGGAGAGGACGUCGGAUCACGAUCCGAGCGUGGGGAGGUUUGAUAUCUGCCGGUGACGUUACCUACCUAAUACAUACCUACAUAGUAAUAUACGUAGUUCAGGGGUGCGUGUGUAAAUGUAUGUACCUAAAUAUGUAAGAAAUAUAAUAACUACCUAACCUACCUAAGAUAUAAUAAACAAGUACAUGCAC
Molecule: messenger RNA, 2263 nt
Organism: Daldinia loculata
Lineage: Eukaryota; Fungi; Ascomycota; Sordariomycetes; Xylariales; Hypoxylaceae
Product: endonuclease/exonuclease/phosphatase family protein
Exons: 2
Coding region: 263-2128 (621 amino acids)
Molecular function (GO): catalytic activity
Source: RefSeq, a predicted model, not a curated record